Molecule: messenger RNA, 798 nt
Organism: Daldinia childiae
Lineage: Eukaryota; Fungi; Ascomycota; Sordariomycetes; Xylariales; Hypoxylaceae
Exons: 1
Coding region: 1-798 (265 amino acids)
Source: RefSeq, a predicted model, not a curated record
AUGACAUCACUACCAGAAAACCAGCAAAGAAACUACGCGAUCUUCCGGGACUAUCUCUCAACCGCACUUAUAGAAAAGAUCUCACGUCCCGAGCCAAAACCAAAACGGAGAUCCAAGUCCAAGAAAGCCACUUCUUCUUCUUCUUCUCCAAAGUCAACGCAAGACACCUCCUCAGACGCAGACCUCAACAACGCAGACGAUUUAGCCGAUUUUGCAGACUACAUCGCCACCGAGACCUUCCGCGCCCUCCCCGAACAACUCAAAACCGUCGAUUACCACGAAUACACCCAAGACGCGACGCUCCAAGCCCGCUUCGCCCAGCGCCUGCCUCUCACCGGCGCCUCCACCCCCACCAUCCUGCCUACCCUCGACCCCACCGUCGCCGACUCCCUCUCCGCGUACAGCAUAACCAGCGAGUCCACGCAAGGCGCCGACGAAUUCCUCGCCCCGAUCCUAACCGCGUUCCUGACCGCCCUCGGGACUGCUCCCCGCGCCCCCCGCGCCACCCUCCCCGACGCAGACGGGUGCGAGCUCUGCGGGCGCGACUGGGUCCCGCUGUCGUACCACCACUUGAUCCCGCGGUUCGUGCACGGCAAGGCGGUUAAGCGUAAGUGGCAUCGGGCGGCGGACCUGGAGAAUGUGGCGUGGCUGUGCGGGGCGUGUCAUCGCUUCGUGCACCGGUUUGCGGGGCACGAGGAGUUGGCGCGGCGGUAUUAUACGGUGGAGUUGCUGAUGGGGGAGGAGGCGGUUAGGAGGUGGGUGGAGUGGGUGGGGAGGUUGAGGUGGAAGGGGCGGUGA